Messenger RNA from Acaulospora morrowiae, 927 nucleotides. NCBI's taxonomy places the organism in Eukaryota, Fungi, Glomeromycota, Glomeromycetes, Diversisporales, Acaulosporaceae. The record is from the annotation of a GenBank genome assembly.
AUGACACUGACUAACUUGCCGUCAAUAACGCUCCCUUUUCCUCCGGACAUUCGUGCCUUUGAUAUCGCACACAAAAGAAUUCGUUCGAAGAUCUGUCAAAAAAGUCCAAAUGCUUUUUUUAUCUACCGCAAAGUGUUUGUCGAUCAUCUUUCGAAACUGCAGCACAAGUUGAAAAUGACGGAUGUUUCAAAAUUGGUUGGUUAUCAUUGGAAAUCAGAACCUGUAGAAGUUAAGAUGGCCUACGAAAACAUUGCCAGGGAGGUUGAAAAGGAAUUGAACAAUAUAAGGAAUAAGGAUUUGGUAUAUGAGGACAUACAUGAAAAGUGCCGAAGAAAAAGAAACAAACAAAUUGGCAAAAAUAACCGAAAAUCGCUAAAUUCCCGAACAAGGAACUCUCUAGCCAACUUUGAUGCCGGAGCGAACCUCAUCACGACGCUCGACUUUUCCGUUAAACCAGCUACGCAGCAAGUUGAUGAUGUUGCCAAAGCAUCCUUAGCGUCCCCUAACUCAACCACCGAAGACACCGCCAUUAAUGUCGUUCAGUUUGUUGAUGAUACGCACAUUUCCGAAUCUGAUCUUUACGUAGAUCACGUCGAAGCUUCAACGAAUGGAGUAGGAAUGGACACUUUUGAUUCGUACAACAAUGACAUUCGAGUUUCCUAUGAAAACGUUUCGUUCCCUUUCGAUUUUCCUGCCUUAUCGUUGCCGGAACCUCAUCUUGCUUUUUAUGACCAAUCGAUUACUUUUGACAGUAGUUCUACGAUCUCUAGUCUAUCGGACCAUCUUUCGCCGCAACUUACUGAAGAAUUCCUCGAAUCGAAGGAAUUUCACUUGAGUGAUAUUCGCGACAAUGAUGCCUUUUACGGAUCUUUCUAUCUUACACAUGGCGCCUUUGAACAUUUUUUCGAUAAUCCGAAUAAUUCGUGA